AUGCUAUCCCGACGGAUUGCUACCGCCGCUGCGCGGUCAGCGCGACCUUCACUACGGCCUUCAACCCACAUUCCAAGAGCUCAGUUCUCAGUAGCCAUGCGCAGGCAGGCCGAGGAGAAGAAGGAAGAGACAGAGGAACUCGAGAACGGCGGCUGGAUCAACCCUCCCAGGAUCAAACGCCAAUACCGCGAUCCCUAUGCCGACUGGACCGACAAGAUCGAGCGGAGAAACUGGGGCGAACCUGUUCACGAGGACAAUGAUGUCUUGGGAAUGUUCUCGUUAUAUGAGUACACACACAUGAGCCCAGCCAGAGCAGGUAUCAUGUGGCUAGGCUUCCUCGGCUGCAUCGGUGCAUUGAGCUACGCGGUUUAUGCUACAAUGCCAGACUACCCAGUAUUUCCGAAGGAAUAUGAGGGUGGGCUCGAUAGGGAACUGGGAGGCAUGGGUGCAGUCAGAGCAUUCCAGAAGGGUGACACGCUGGAGACAACGGAGAAGGAGUUUGAGAUGUGA
Cyphellophora attinorum is the source of this 510-nucleotide messenger RNA. RefSeq lists its product as uncharacterized. The transcript has 3 exons. Gene Ontology annotation, cellular component: mitochondrion. The record is from RefSeq and is a predicted model, not a curated record. Bases 1 to 510 code for a protein of 169 amino acids. NCBI's taxonomy places the organism in Eukaryota, Fungi, Ascomycota, Eurotiomycetes, Chaetothyriales, Cyphellophoraceae.